This is a messenger RNA of Trematosphaeria pertusa, 747 nucleotides long. Its product is annotated as HAD-superfamily hydrolase-like protein. Gene Ontology annotation, molecular function: hydrolase activity. The record is from RefSeq and is a predicted model, not a curated record. Lineage: Eukaryota; Fungi; Ascomycota; Dothideomycetes; Pleosporales; Trematosphaeriaceae. Bases 1 to 747 code for a protein of 248 amino acids. The transcript has 2 exons.
AUGGGCAAGGUCAAGUACGUUAUGCUCGACUGCGACAACACGCUCGUCCAGUCCGAGCGACUGGCCUUCGAGGCCUGCGCCGAGCUCACCAACGAGGUGCUCGAGAAGCACAACAUCGAGCAUCGCUACACCACGGACCAGCUGCUCGAGGACUUUGUCGGCCACAACUUCCGCGGCAUGCUCAAGGGCCUGCAGGCGAAGCACAACUUCAAGAUGGAGGAUGCCGAGCUCGAGGACUACGUCGAGCGCGAGCUUGGUGCCGUUACCAAGAAGCUCAGCGAGAAGGCCAUUGAGUGCCCCGGCGUCACCGACGAGCUCAACAGGCUCAAGGAGCAGGGCUACCCGAUGUCCGUCGUCAGCACUUCGGCCAAGAGCCGCGUCGUGGCCUCUCUCGAGAAGACCAAGAUCGACCACUUCUUCCCUACCGAGCACGUCUACUCGGCUGCCACGUCGCUCAACCCCCCGACCUCGAAGCCCGACCCCGCCAUCUACAUCCACGCCUGCAAGGAGCUGGGCGUCAAGCCCGAGGAGUGCGUCACCGUCGAGGACAGCAAGAGCGGUGCCACGGCCGCCAUGCGCGCCGGCAUCCCGUGUAUUGCCUACGUCGGCAUCUACGGCAUCGAGGAGGGCAAGGAGAAGAUGGACGAGAUGGCCAAGCUCCUCACCGACCAGACCAAAGCCGCCACCGUCAUGUACGACUGGAAGGACUUCCAGAAGUGCCUGAAGGAGGUCGAGAGCAAGAUCUAG